Knipowitschia caucasica is the source of this 1338-nucleotide messenger RNA. Lineage: Eukaryota; Metazoa; Chordata; Actinopteri; Gobiiformes; Gobiidae. The record is from the annotation of a GenBank genome assembly.
AUGAUGGCAGCUGAAAGGAUCUCCUACCAGGACACCAACUACAGGCGCUCUAUUCCAGCUGAAGAGCGCCUGUCCAUCUGUCUGCGGUUUCUUGCCACUGGGGACUCCUACAGGACCAUUGCGGGGAGCUUCAGAGCGGGCAUAUCCACCGUCUCCAUGCUCAUCCCAGAUGUGGUGGCAGCCAUCUGGGACUGCCUCGUGGAGGAGUUCAUGGCUGUGCCUGGAGCAGAGGAGUGGAGAUCCAGCGAUGGAGGCAUCGUGUCCAACUCUGCCUUUGCCUGUGAGUUGAUGAACCGUGGGAUCCUGGCUCUGGUCAGCUCCAUCGGCUGCAUGUCGGCGGGCAGUCUGCAGACUUUAGCCGACGCCAUGCACAUCCCUCACCUGUUCAUUCAGCGCUCUCCCAGAGGCUCUCCUCGCUCCUCCUGCCCUCCCAUCAGCCACCUCCCCGGAGCCGACGACUACACGCUCAUGGUCCGCCCUCCGGUCUAUCUGAACGAGGUCAUCAUGCAGGUGGUCUCCGAGUACAGCUGGCAGAAGUUUGUGCUCUUCUACGACUCCGACUUUGGAUUCAGUUUUGUGUUUACUGCCAGACAGAUCAAACGAAUCUGUGCCAAUGGCCUCUCACUCAGGCCGCAGACUGCACCUGCUGCUGGAAAGAAUAGUGUCAUUCAAGAAGCAGUGAAGCAGGCUCCAAUACAGCAGGCUCCGAUACAGCAGGCUCCGAUACAGCAGGCUCCAAUACAGCAGGCUCCGAUACAGCAGGCUCUGAUACAGCAGGCUCUGAUGCAGCAGGCUCCGAUACAGCAGGCUCCGAUACAGCAGGCUCCGAUACAGCAGGCUCCGAUACAGCAGGCUCUGAUACAGCAGGCUCCGAUACAGCAGGCUCCGAUACAGCAGGCUCCGAUACAGCAGGCUCCGAUACAGCAGGCUCCGAUGCAGCAGGCUCUGAUGCAGCAGGCUCCGAUACAGCAGGCUCCGAUACAGCAGGCUCCAAUACAGCAGGCUCCAAUACAGCAGGCUCUGAUACAGCAGGCUCUGAUACAGCAGGCUCCGAUGCAGCAGGCUCCGAUACAGCAGGCUCCGAUACAGCAGGCCCCGAUACAGCAGGCUCUGAUGCAGCAGGCUCCGAUACAGCAGGCUCUGAUACAGCAGGCUCCGAUACAGCAGGCUCCGAUACAGCAGGCUCUGAUACAGCAGGCUCCGAUACAGCAGGCUCCGAUACAGCAGGCUCCGAUACAGCAGGCUCUGAUGCAGCAGGCUCCGAUACAGCAGGCUCCGAUACAGCAGGCUCUGAUACAGCAGGCUCUCUCUCUCUCUCACACACACACAUAUGUAUAA